Molecule: messenger RNA, 1977 nt
Organism: Carassius gibelio (silver crucian carp)
Lineage: Eukaryota; Metazoa; Chordata; Actinopteri; Cypriniformes; Cyprinidae
Exons: 8
Coding region: 357-1781 (474 amino acids)
Source: RefSeq, a predicted model, not a curated record
CAGCCCGUUUUAAUUAGCGGUGCGGAGUUAAAGGGGUGAUAAAACACGAUUUCACUUUUCUAACUUUAGCUAGUGUGUAAUUUUCCUGUGUGAGCAUAAACAACAUCUGCAAAGUUACAACGUUCAAAGUUUUAAGCAAAGGGAGAUAUUUGCUUUUAAAGAAAUCAAUUUCUAAGGACUACAGCAAACGGCCGGUAGGGACUACACGACAUUCCUCCAGGGUUGCUGACGUCACUAAGCCCAAUAUUUACAUAAACCCCUCCUCCGAGAAUAAUAAAUUAGGUGGGGGGCGAGGCCAUUUUAUAUUGCUGUGGAGAUUGAGAAGAGUUGUUGUAUGCUGGAGUGUCUUUGCCGCGAUGCCGACGAAACGCUGUUAUUUUCAUCCGGAUUGCAGAUCCACUUUGUUCAGCCUUCCUAGGGACGGGGAAGUUAGGGAUCAAUGGUUACAAUUUAUUUUUAACUCGGUCCCUCAAAAUUAUUACCCAAAUCUCGCUCUCUGUGCUGCACAUUUUACGGAGGAAAGCUUCCACAAUCUUCGCGAGUUCAAUGCAGGAUUCGCCCAACGGCUUGUCCUGAAAGAUGGAGCAGUUCCAACUUUAAAAACAGAAGCUGUUUACGGGCAACAAGCUACAACAUCUCAGCAGGGUGCGAGUUCCCAAGAGCUCUCCACUACAUCUACACUUCAUGAAGUUGGAUGUCAGUCAGACCCUAUAGAGACCGAAACUGUAGCCACAGAGAUAAAGCCAAAGAUGCGAUCAGUGGGCACACAACUUUCAAUGGGACACUCAGCAAAAUUUGGCAGCUACACCAUUUUGCACAUGGAAACCAACAAAAUUCUGGAUCUUCAACUAGUUCAGAGCAAUGAGGUUGGUGGCAGUUAUCAUAUGGAAAAGGAGGGAUUGAAGCGUUGUCUUGAUAAGCUGGAGUCUAAUGGUUUAGCUGUUGACUACAUCGUCACCGAUCGCCAUCCGCAGAUUCAGAAUUACCUGAGGGACCGCAAUAUCACUCAGUUCUAUGACGUGUGGCACUUUGAGAAAGGUUUAUCUAAGAAACUUGACAAACUUUCAAAGAUGAAGGACUGCAAGGUGCUGAAAAAAUGGUUGCACAGCAUCAAAAACCAUGUUUACUGGAGUGCGAUUUCCUCUGAGUCUGGGCCAGAAAAGGUGGCGAAGUGGAAUUCACUGCAGAACCACAUACAAAAUGUACAUGUUCAUGAGAACCACCUCUUCCCCAAGUGUGAACACCCAGACAAAGUUUCCAGGGAUCCAAAAAAAUGGUUCCAACCAGGAUCAAUAGCGCUCCAUAAAGUGGAAAAGCUAUUAUACAACAAGAGAGUUCUCAAGGAUAUAGAAAAGCUCAGCCACAACUUUCAGACGUCAUCACUGGAGGCUUUCCACAGUCUGAUUUUGCGUUUUGCCCCAAAGAACGUGAUUUUCCCUUUCGUAGGAAUGUUGUGCAGGCUGUAUCUUGCAGCGAUGCACUAUAAUGAAAAUGCUAACCGUGAGCAGGCAACAACAACAGCAAAGCCAGUGAAAAUAGAACCAACAUACAACCAUAUCGAUGACCUUAUGAGCCUUCUGUCACAUAAAGUCUUUGUGGACCCCGAGCCAUAUGCGGAAGAGCUGCAUGCAAUCCCCAUUCCACCUCCUCUGUCAUCACAGUAUGAAAAACCUUCCAAAGAAGAGGUGAUUGCCCAGCGUGUGUCACGAUUCAGUCGAGGGGUGGCCGGAACCCAACAUACUGUCCCGCUGGAUCAGGAAACUGUAGGCGGAUCCGGUUAACAACACAUGAGGGGAUGACAACCCUCACACUACGUCCUAGGUAGCCCCAGCACCAGCUGACAAAGCUGCGAUAGGCCAGAUAACGGAAGCGCCUAUGGCAGGAACAGAAAACGUCAAUAUUAAAACCAGUGGUAUAUUGGAAACAUGUAUAUGUGAUGUGAAAAUAUGUUUGAUAAAAAUUGAUAUUUUGAUUUAA